UAUAAAUUGCCAGCCAAAGUUUAAAGUAAACGACAAAUCACGCAGAGCUCACACGGGCUUGUCGAAGAAGCCAACGUUCGAAAAAUCAAAAAGUGCUACUACAAUUUUACCAGUGCCAUGAAUAAAAGUACCCUUAAAACGAUAAUCAGCGAGACAGAGGGAGAAAGUGGACCUUCUCGUCAGUACGUCAAACUUGCAAAUGAGAAUGGAGUGGUUUGCAUUGAUUCAAACACAAGUUCUUCCAACACAAGAUUCAGGGGAAUAAAGCAUUUGUUAAGCUCAGUAUUCUUACCCCAGGGGUAUCCAUCCUCGGUCAGUGAUGAUUAUCUGGAAUACCAAAUCUGGGACACAGUUCAGGCAUUCGCUAGUAGUUUGUCAGGAUCUUUGUCUACGAGAGCUAUAUUAGAGGGAGUGGGAGUGGGCAGUAGCACAUCCACUCCUCUGGCUGCCACCCUAAUGUGGUUGAUAAAAGAUGGUACUGGAAUGGUUGGCAGAAUAUUAUUUGCCUGGUGCAAUGGUACAAAACUAGAUGCUGAUAGCAAAAAAUGGAGAUUUUUUGCCGACCUUCUCAAUGACUGUGCUCUAAGCCUUGAAUUAUGUGCCCCCUAUGCUGUAGCAGCAGUUGGAGGAUCUAAUGGGGCUAUGACUGGUAUCCUUUGCGUUUCUGGUGUGGCUAAAUCAAUCGUCGGGGUAGCAGGUGGAGCAACUCGAGCAGCAUUAACCCAACAUCAGGCUAGACAAGGGAAUCUGGCCGACGUAUCAGCCAAAGAUGGAAGUCAGGAAACCUUGGUCAAUCUCGCUGCACUAAUCACCAGCCUCUGGCUCUUACCUUUCUUGGACGGGUCUACAAAGAUGACGUGGUUUUCUUUUUUUCUGUUUACGUUGCUGCACGUCUUCGCCAACCUGAAAGCGGUGAAAGCUGUCAGCAUGGAAACGAUUAACAGAACUAGAUACAUGCUCAUUUUGAAGCAAUUCGCCUCGUGUAAAGACGUGCCUUCAGUGAAAGUCAUCAACCGACUUGAACCCGUCGUCAUGGGUCUCAUUCCAACUGAGAAAGACGUCUGCGGCUACCGGAUAGAACUUGGAUGCUCAAUCAAAGCUAUUGCCUCCAAGAAGGACUUGGAAAAUCAGUUAGCUGUUUAUUCUGACCGAAACUUUGCCUUGAUUCCUGAUUCUGUUAGUAAAACUAUCUACAUAAUUUAUCGACAAGACUGCACAUCAGAAGAGAUGCUGGAAUCUUAUUCACACGCCGUUCUGGCUGCUAUGCUUGCAUCCGGAUACGCGGUUAGCGGUAUGAAGCCGGUAGUCGAAGGUGACAUCUCCAGUGCGCUUCUUAAGAUGGUGAAAGAGAACUGCUGGGGAGAACUUCGAGAUGGACUUGCGAAUCAGGGAUGGAUUCUCAACCGUUCGCUUCUAGCCACUGGCGAAUGGCGAGCUUCGUGGUCAAACGACAUGUAAAAAUAAGGGGCAAUGAAAGGAUUCCGAACGCCGUUGAUAACCAAACCUGGCAUAAAUUUGAAUAAACAAUACAAUAA
Molecule: messenger RNA, 1535 nt
Organism: Daphnia carinata
Lineage: Eukaryota; Metazoa; Arthropoda; Branchiopoda; Diplostraca; Daphniidae
Product: RUS family member 1-like
Exons: 9
Coding region: 118-1458 (446 amino acids)
Source: RefSeq, a predicted model, not a curated record